This is a messenger RNA of Chanos chanos (milkfish), 1203 nucleotides long. RefSeq names its product NDRG family member 4 (gene ndrg4). The transcript has 16 exons. Bases 1 to 1203 code for a protein of 400 amino acids. The record is from RefSeq and is a predicted model, not a curated record. Lineage: Eukaryota; Metazoa; Chordata; Actinopteri; Gonorynchiformes; Chanidae.
AUGGGGCCUGGAUUGUUCUGGAACUUCCCAUCAAAGGCUAGCUGCACGGUUCCUCAGAGCCUGCUGCAGACAAUGUUGCUCUCCAGGAUGGCCGGCAUGAAAGAGCAGCAGUUUACAGAGGAGAAACCACUACUGCCUGAACAAAGAGGACAGGACUCAGAGAUGGAGAACUGUGAAACCUUUGUGACUGAAGGAGACUGGAAGGAGCAUGACAUUGAGACCCCCUAUGGGAUGCUGCAUGUGGUGAUCCGUGGGGCGCCCAAAGGAAACAAGCCAGCUAUCCUCACUUACCAUGACGUGGGACUCAACCACAAGCUGUGCUUCAACACCUUCUUCCACAAUGAGGACAUGCAGGAGAUCACUAAACAUUUUGUCGUGUGCCAUGUGGACGCCCCUGGCCAGCAGAUUGGUGCGGCCCAGCUCCCACAGGGCUAUCAGUAUCCAACCAUGGACCAGCUGGCUGGCAUGCUGCCCAGUGUGGUACAGCAUUUUGGAUUCAAGAGCAUUGUGGGAAUUGGAGUUGGAGCUGGAGCUUAUAUCCUGGCUAAAUUUGCUCUGAUUUUCCCAGACCUGGUGGAGGGACUGGUUCUGCUCAACAUUGACCCUAAUGGGAAAGGUUGGAUUGACUGGGCUGCCUCCAAGCUUUCUGGGCUAACCAGCGCUCUUCCUGAUACUGUCCUUCCCCACCUCUUCAGCCAGGAAGAGCUCAUGAACAACACUGAGCUGGUUCAGAGUUACCGCCAGCAAAUCAACAACACCAUUAACCAGCAUAAUCUGCAGCUCUUCUGGAACAUGUACAACAGUCGUAGGGAUCUGGAGAUGAAUCGCAGUGGGACUGCACUCAAUGCUAAGACCCUGAGGUGCCCUGUCAUGCUGGUGGUCGGAGACAACGCCCCAGCAGAAGAGGGCGUGGUUGAGUGCAACUCCAAACUGGACCCGACUAACACCACUUUCCUAAAGAUGGCAGACUCAGGUGGACUGCCUCAGCUCACCCAGCCUGGGAAACUGACAGAGGCUUUCAAGUACUUCUUGCAGGGCAUGGGAUACAUGCCCUCUGCCAGCAUGACCCGUCUGGCGCGCUCCAGGACAGCGUCUCUGACCAGCGCCAGCUCUAUGGACGGGUCCCGUAACCGGGCCUGCACACACUCUGACAGCAGUGAGGGCGUGGGCCAGGUCAGCCACACUAUGGAGGUUUCCUGCUGA